Messenger RNA from Equus quagga, 5071 nucleotides. RefSeq names its product SUMO specific peptidase 7 (gene SENP7). Gene Ontology annotation, cellular component: cytoplasm; nucleus. Lineage: Eukaryota; Metazoa; Chordata; Mammalia; Perissodactyla; Equidae. Bases 159 to 3374 code for a protein of 1071 amino acids. The record is from RefSeq and is a predicted model, not a curated record. Gene Ontology annotation, biological process: protein desumoylation. Gene Ontology annotation, molecular function: SUMO-specific endopeptidase activity. The transcript has 25 exons.
CGGGGCGCCGACUUCCGGUCGGAGGGCCGGCGCCGCUUUUGCGCAAGCGCGGGCCCCACUUUCCUGGCUCUUUUCUUUCCCCUCCCCCUCCGGCCCCCGCCUGAGGGGUCUUGAGGUGACAGCGACGGCAACUGCGAGUCCAGCAGGAGGAGGAGAAGAUGGACAAGGGGAAGGCCGGGCGCCGGCGCUCUUCAUCCGAAAUUGUCACAGAAGGAAAAAGGAAAAAGUCUUCAUCUUCUGAGUUACAUAAGAUAACAAGGAUGUUAAACGCAAAACCAGAAGCAGUUCAUGUUCAGUCACCACUGUCCAAACUCAGACGCUCAGAACACUGGGAUCUCCCUUUGCAGGGGUGGAAAAGAAGCCUAAGAAAUAAGGUCCUCUCUCUAGAUCAUAAAAGUAAAAAAGGUGUCCGUGGGCGUCCUGUCACUUGUAAGACAUCACCAGAAAGGCAUUACUGUUUUGAAUUUCUUCUAAGCACAACGUUAGCUGCAUUCCAUACAUUUUGGCAACUCAAAGUUAUGUUGACGAAUGUCCUAUGGACGGAUUUAGGACGAAAAUUCAGAAAGACCCUACCUAGAAACGAUGCUAAUUUAUGUGAUGCCAACAAGGUGCACUCAGACUCAUUGCCUUCGACAUCUGUUGACAGCCUAGAGACAUGUCCAAAAUUAGAACUUCUUCACCAAAGCCUUAAUUUUUCUGAAAGGAUACCCAGAGUUAUAUUGACGAAUGUCCUGGGAACGGAGUUAGGAAGAAAAUACAUAAAGACCUCAUCUGUAACUGAGGCCAGUUUGGGUGAUACAGACGACAUGCAAUCAGAGCAGCUUUCUUCAUCAUCUGAUGGCAGCCUAGACUCUUGUCAGAAUCUAAAUCCUCUCAAGAACUCCUUUUUAUCUAAAAGGGGUUCACAACCAAGAAAGACAGUAGAUAAUAAUUAUACAAAGCAGGCUGCAGACACUAAAGAAAAGCGGAGAGAUGACGAUGGCAUUUCUCUUGUAAUGUCUGAUACUCACCCAAAAGACCUCAAUAGUGGAAGUAGAGGGUGUGAUCAUCUGGAAGAGGGGAGCAGAAACAAGGAUGAUACCUAUUUUGAUUCAAAAAUGGAACCCACUCUGAUUUCCAGGAAGAGAAAGAAAAGGCACAGAAGUAGUAUACUAGAUUCUCAUAAUUCAACUACUUCUUUGUAUAAGUCAGCAGAACAGACAAAAGAACAGGAAAAUGACUCAACAGUAUCCAUUGAGUUUGAAAAGUCAAGUGAAAACUAUCAUCAAGACUCAAAACUGCUUGAAGAAGUUACACCUGUACCUAUAGAAAGUGAUUUUACUGAAGCAUCCUCACUUCACAGUCCGGAGCCGGCUUUGAGUGCUGCUCCCAAAAGCGCCUCUGACUAUUCAACCACUGAAACUUUUGAGAGCUCUCCCUCCCCCGAUAUCGUGGGGAAUUCCACCCUGCUUGAGAAGGCUGAGAAUGAGUUGGACACAAUAGAAAAGACUGUUUUAAGUGAACCCAGUGAAGGGAACCAGUCGCUGAUCUCAGCUGAACCAAUUGUCGUUUCCAGUGAUGAAGAAGGACCCGUUGAAAAUAAAAGUUCGGAAAUUCUUAAAUUACAACCUAAGCAAGACCAUGCCAUCACUGAUGAAAAUGAGCAUACUUCUGAAUCAGCAUUGUCAGAACUACCACUGAUUACGUGUGAAUCAGUGCAGGCUUCAUCUGAAUUAUGUGCAUAUAAUCCUGUCAUGGAAAACAUUUCUAGUCUUCUAUCUAGUAAUGAGAUGGAUCUUCAGCUGGAUUUUGUAUUUACUUCUGUUUAUAUUGGUAAAAUAAAAGGAGCUUCGAAAGGUUGUGUUACAUUCACAACAAAGUAUAUUAAGAUCCCAUUUCAAGUAUCCCUAAAUGAGGUUUCAUUGCUAGUGGAUACCACACAUUUAAAGAGGUUUGGGUUAUGGAAAAGUAAGGAUGAUGAUCACAGUAAAAGGAAUCAUGCUAUCAUUUUCCUCUGGGUCUCUUCAAAUUAUCUUCAAGAGAUUCACACCCAACUAGAAAACUCUGUAUUAAGCCAGCAGUCAAAAUCCAGUGAAUUCAUUUUCCUUGAGCUACACAAUCCUAUUUCACAAAGAGAAGAACUGAAAUUGAAAGAUAUUAUGACAGAAAUAAGUACAACCAAUGGAGAAUUAGAGCUUUCUUAUCCGUUGUCUUGGGUUCAGGCACUUCCAUUAUUUCAGAAAUUCUCUUCAAAAGAAAGUUCUUUUAUUCAUUAUUACUGUGCCUCAACUUGUUCUUUCCCUGCUGCUGCUGCUGAGGAAAUGAAGAUGAAACCAAUAUCCCAGCCUUCAAACAUCGAUACAGCCAAACCUACUUACACCUUCCUGCAGAAGCAAAGUAGUGGUUGCUACUCACUUUCUAUCACCUCUAACCCAGACGAAGAAUGGCGAGAAGUCAGGCACACUGGACCUGUUCAGAAGUUGAUUGUAUAUCCUCCACCACCUACUAAAGGGGGAUUAGGUGUAACUAAUGAAGAUCUGGAGUGCUUAGAAGAAGGAGAGUUUCUUAAUGAUGUAAUCAUUGAUUUUUACCUUAAGUAUCUUAUAUUGGAGAAGGCAUCGGAUGAACUUGUCGAACGAAGUCACAUUUUUAGUAGCUUUUUCUAUAAAUGCUUGACGAGAAAGGAAAAUAAUUUAACGGAAGAUAAUCCAAGUCUUUCAAUGGCGCAGAGAAGACAUAAAAGAGUAAGAACAUGGACUCGUCAUAUAAACAUCUUUAAUAAAGAUUACAUCUUUGUGCCUGUAAAUGAGUCGUCUCACUGGUAUCUUGCAGUCAUUUGUUUUCCGUGGUUAGAAGAAGCUGUGUAUGAAGAUUUCCCACAAACCAUGACCCAGCAGGCCCAGGCUCAGCAGUCCCAACAUGGCAACAAAGCAAUAGACAAUGAUCAACAUGCUACUUCAACACUAUCCUUGGCUACAGAGGAUUCCCAAAGUACCGAGACGAAUAUGUCAGUACCAAAGAAAAUGUGUAAAAGGCCAUGCAUUCUCAUACUAGACUCCUUGAAAGCUGCUUCUAUACAAAACACGGUUCAGAAUUUACGAGAGUAUUUAGAGGUAGAGUGGGAAGUUAAACGAAAAACUCAUCGUGAAUUCAGCAAAACAAACAUGGUGGACCUGUGCCCUAAAGUUCCUAAACAAGAUAACAGCAGUGAUUGUGGAGUAUAUUUACUGCAAUAUGUGGAAAGCUUCUUUAAGGAUCCUAUUGUUAACUUUGAACUUCCCAUUCAUUUGGAGAAAUGGUUUCCUCGUCAUGUAAUAAAGACCAAAAGAGAAGAUAUUCGAGAGCUCAUUUUGAAACUUCAUUUACAGCAACAGAAGGGCAGCAGUACUAGUUAAUCUGCACAAGCUUGACACAGGUGUUCUAUGCGAUUACUGGAAAGCUGCUUACCAGCAUUUGUGUUAGCAAGCUCACAGAGAAGAAAAUAACUUGCAGUAGUUUUCUAAGUCAUUGAAUAUUAUUUAAACUGUAUAAGAUAUAUUAUUAGAAUUGUUGGGAUCUCAUAGAUGGAGUGGAAAUGGGAGUGCUGUAGAUAAACUUAGAUAGAAAUUAAAAUUUCAUAAAUAUUUGAUAUUUUUCUGAUUAAGUAUGCUUGGAUUAUGCAAUAGCAUAUGUAAUGUGGGAAUGUGUUUGUAGAUGAUGAAGCGGUGUCAUCCGUACUUCCACAAACCUAGGAGGCGGGGCAGUUAGGUCCUCCCCGGUGCCAGCCCCAGUACUUGUCAAAUUUGUUGACAAGUCACAUUAUAUUGUAAUUCUAUUCUUUGCAGCUCAAGCAUGCAGUAUGAAUACUGUGUAUUUUUUAAAAGAAUUUAGUAUGAAGGCUUCAGAAAAUGCCAUUUACGGCAUCCCUUCUGUAUAGUGUAAAAGAAGACAUAACGUUAGGAAGAUGAUAAAAUUCACUCUUUCAAAGCGCAGCUUAUUUUUCUCAAUCGCUAAAUGGAACUGUUACUCUGCUCUAAUUGUUAUUUGUUUUCCAUUUCUUUUCAUGUCAUUUGUGGGGAUCUGAGAAUUUAGUUCAUUCAUUCAGAGUGAAAUUUGGAACAAAAAAUUUUAGCUAUCCAAAAUAGGUUUUUAAAAAUUAUAUAUAUAGCUCAACUUAGUUUAUUUGAGGUAUAGCUAUAUAAACACUGACUCCUAUCCUAUCCUAAUAUCCCAGAAUAUAUGUUUCUGUAAGUAUGGAAGAAAAAAUUGGUGUCCUCAUAACUUUAAUUAAAAAAAAAAACCUCAAGUUCCUAUUUAUUAAUUAUUAGAACUAAAUAUGUAAUUUUGUAGCUCUGUUUACCCAGUAUUCAUGUGCAAAGCCAGAUUGCUCUCAUUGCUUUUAUAUUUUUAAAUUGUAGUUUUUAGAGACCUGUGAUCCCCAUAGAGCAUAUGUGCAGGUAACAGUUCUGAACUCAUGAGAUGAUGGUGGUAUUAUAUAUGAUUAAAUACUUCGCAACCUUCUAAUGUUAUCAGGAAUAUUUUGAGGGGACAAUUAUAUUGUAUUUUCUUAGGUAAGAAACGUGUUUUUUAAGAAUAUCGUUUUAAUCUUCUGUUUGAAGCAUCUCCUGAAUUUACAUUGUAACUGUAUAUAAAGCAGUGAAGAAAAGGCAGUUUAAGAUAAAGGUAGAAGUCGGGACGUUUUAUUUCAAAAUCAUGUGAAUUGAGGGGGUCAGUUAAGCCUCAGUGUCCUUAAGUUUUUGUUAAUCUUGUCAACCAUCUUUAUACUGGGGAUUUCCUAUAAAGAUGGUUAUAAUUACGUGUUUCAUUCCCAAUUUAUGUGUGUGUGGGAGGGGACUUUUGUAGAUGACUGUUAAUUAUUUUGUAAAUCUAAUUUUGGGAAAGCAAGUGUAUAUUAUAUCUUCUUGUGACUUCUUAACUUUUUUGUUUGUUUUUCAAAGAUACCACUGUCCUUUAUCAUGUUUUGAAGGUUGCUUAAAAUUCAUUUUCCUAAAUUCAUGUGGAAAUAAUGCUUUGAGAAUAUCAGCAUUUUAUAUUAAACGUUUCCAAUUCAUUAAAUUGAAGUGUAAUUUUUUUCUUAAGAAAAGCGAGCCAU